AUGACGAUGGUGAGCACAGGUGCCACAGACAAAGGCAUGUCCAGGGGUAAGGCCGUCUUCACCUUGGUGGUCUCCGGAAUCGAGUGUGUCACUGGCAUCAUCGGGAACGGCUUCAUCACGACCGUCCAUGGGGCCGAGUGGGCCAGACGCAAAAGGCUCCCUGUAGGUGACAGCAUUCUCUUGAUGCUGAGCAUCUCCAGGCUCUUGCUACAGAUUUGGAUGAUGCUGGAGAAUAUGUACAGUUUACUUUUCUGGGUCACUUAUAACCAAAACGCAGUGUACAUGCCUUUCAAAGUCAUCAUCGUGUUCCUGAACUACUCCAACCUCUGGCUCGCUACCUGGCUCACCAUCUUCUACUGUCUUAAAAUUGCGAACUUUACUCACCCACUGUUCUCUGUGAUGAAGAGGAAAAUCCUGGCGCUCAUGCCUUGGCUUCUGAGGCUAUCUCUAUUCAUCUCCUUAGGCUUUAGCUUUCCCCUCUCUAAAGACAUCUUCAACGUGUAUGUGAACAGUUCCAUUCCUAAGCCUUUGUCCAACUCCACCGGGAAGAAGUACUUCUCUGAGACCAAUGUGGUCAACCUGGCUCUUCUCUAUAACCUGGGGAUCUUCAUUCCUCUCAUCUUGUUCAUCCUGGCAGCUGCCCUGCUGAUCCUCUCUCUCAAGAGACACACCCUACGCAUAGAAAGCAAUGCCACUGGCUCCAGGGACCCCAGCACGGAGGCUCAUGUGGGGGCCAUCAGAGCUACCAGCUACUUUCUCAUUCUCUACAUUUUCAAUGCAGUUGCUCUAUUUCUUUCUAUGUCCAACAUCUUCGAUGAUAACAGUUCCUGGGAUAUUUUGUGCAAAAUUAUCAUGGCUGCCUACCCAGCUGGCCACUCAGUGCUGCUGAUCUGGGGCAACCCUGGGCUGAGAAGAGCCUGGAAGCGGUUUCAGUCCCGAGCUCAUCUUCACCUGUAA
This is a messenger RNA of Pteronotus mesoamericanus, 957 nucleotides long. RefSeq names its product taste receptor type 2 member 40-like. Gene Ontology annotation, molecular function: bitter taste receptor activity; G protein-coupled receptor activity. Gene Ontology annotation, cellular component: membrane. The record is from RefSeq and is a predicted model, not a curated record. Gene Ontology annotation, biological process: G protein-coupled receptor signaling pathway; sensory perception of taste; detection of chemical stimulus involved in sensory perception of bitter taste. Lineage: Eukaryota; Metazoa; Chordata; Mammalia; Chiroptera; Mormoopidae. The transcript has a single exon. Bases 1 to 957 code for a protein of 318 amino acids.